This is a messenger RNA of Saccostrea cuccullata (small rock oyster), 1102 nucleotides long. RefSeq lists its product as uncharacterized. The coding region runs from base 121 to 711 and encodes 196 amino acids. The record is from RefSeq and is a predicted model, not a curated record. Lineage: Eukaryota; Metazoa; Mollusca; Bivalvia; Ostreida; Ostreidae. The transcript has 2 exons.
AAAUCUUCAACACGUUUUCUUGUUUAUUGAGAAAAGGCAAUUUUUCACUCUGCAAGGCCAUUGAAUAAAACCAGAGGAGCUCCUAAGUAAUUCGCACACUUUUCACUAGAACCGGAGACCAUGAGAAGUCUUAGUGCCCUGUUGACGAUACUCGGGUUGUUUUUCACUUUAACAUACGGAUCACCCGAACACUCCUCGGAUGUCUGCGAAGAUUACUGUCGUAAAGAUCGUGUUCAGUGCAGUACUUCCUGUAAAACGGUUCAUCUGUUUAAUAAAACACGUUUUCUAGACUGCUCAAAAUCGUGCAAGGUUUCCUAUACAAAGUGUUGCGAUGAUUGUCGUCAAAACGCUAGAGCCAAUGUUUCUAUUUUGAAAAGACCUCCUAAAAGUGGCGCAACCAAUCAAACACAAUUGGGGACCAAUUCAACGGCAUCACCACCAAAGCCAACUCCUAAUUUAACACCGAUUGUGAAUCGAGAUUAUCCUCCACCGCCUGCGUCAGCGUGUUCGUAUGUAUGUACAUCGGAGAGAUUUGUUUGCCUUGAUGAAUGUCAAUUAACACCGUAUGAUUUCGGAUGCACGCCUGAAUGUGAAGUUGAUAAUGAAGAUUGUGAAAGAGAAUGUCACUUUAAGGACUUUCUUAGGAAUCGGAGAAGAAACAGAGCCAAUCAACAAUUGCUCUACUCAAAUUGUGUUAAUAAUCCAUGUUGAAAAGCGGUGAAGACUUCACUUGUAAAAAGACUUAAUUUUAUUUGGUUUUUGACAAAAACAUCAGCAGAGUUACAGAUCGGUGUACAUAUAAUGAUUUUUGUUGUCAUUAUGAGGUCUCCCGGAUGUAUGAAAGUGUGACAGUUAAUGCCUAUAGAAGGGAACAUGUUUGUCACAUUCCUACAUUUUCCCGUUGAAAAACGAAUGCUUAUAAAGAUGAAAAGCUGCUACAUAUUUACAUAGACUGUAAAUAACACUUUUUCUCAAGGACUGGUUAUUGCCAUGCUGUUUUAAUACUAUGCUUUUGUUUCACACAAAUAAAGAAUAAAAUACUCAGCAAUUUGUUUCCAGUGAAUAGAUUGGAUGGAAAAUUAAAUAGCGACUUCUUUUCUUA